Messenger RNA from Durusdinium trenchii, 303 nucleotides. The record is from the annotation of a GenBank genome assembly. NCBI's taxonomy places the organism in Eukaryota, Dinophyceae, Suessiales, Symbiodiniaceae.
AUGCAGCUGGAAAUGCAGCUCCUCCGUGGAGAGAGUCGAUUGCUGGUUUGCCCGUCCUAUGAACUCUGCGUAAACACGGCCAGCGGGCGUGCCGUCAACCUAGACAUCGCCAGGUGGCACGAGGAGAUGGAAGUAUGGAAUUGGAACCCUCUGGAAACAAACCCACCUGGACAUGGCUGGAGAAAAGGUGCUCAAACAAGUGGACGGGAGUGCUGUCGCUUCACCUUAAUUGAGAAUAGCCGCAGAAUAGCCAGAAGGGACGUGACAUGUGGCAUGGUGAGACCGUUUUCAGCUGCCGGCUGA